UGAAUUGAUCUGGUUGUGUAAUCAGAACACACACACACACACACUAAAUGUUUGUUUUCUUGAGAACAAACAUCUUUUUAUUAUUGCAAGAAAAUGUCUGAUGCUAAGCUUCCAUAGUCUCAGUUUGCUAAAUCUUGUAUCUUAUCUCAGUAGAUAGUUUUAAGCGAUUUUUGAAAAAUCUUCAACAGGGUCAUUAAAAGAGGUGAUAUAAUAAAGGUUAUUCCAACCGUUAAUCCAAAUGUUGGUGUUACAGCUACAGCUGUUGUUUCGUCUGAUAAAAGGUUCCACCCGACUCAAAUGAGAUCAGUUAACAGUAUGGAGAAUUCUGAGUUGCUUACUUCACACAUAGGAAAAAAAUAUUAUCAAAAUAACAAAUUAAGACAAAAAAAAAACCUUGUUGUAUCAUCAAGAAAGUUUCAAUAUAAGAACAAUAAACAUUUCAGAAGUAUUGCUAGAAAAACUUUUGGUUUUAAUCGUGUGAAAAGAAAUUUGCCUAUAUCCAACCCACAUCCUCUAGUUUUAGAAUUGCCAAGUUUAAACAAAAAAGCUCAAACAAGUAAUGAUUUAAACUUUUUUAAAUCAAAGCUUCCAAAUAUUCAAAAAUACAGUGACAACAGUAGAUUCUAUGUUAAUGGGACUCUCUCAGGAAUAAAUACAAUGUUAAAUGAUGAAAUUGAAUCAAAGGCAUUGGAAGGCAAAGACUUUUCUGAGUUUGAUUAUUUUGACUCGACUCCACAAAAGAAAUAUUUAGAAACAUCUGUUGCCUUGACAACUGAUAACAGCAGUAGUUUAUUGCAGAACUUAUCAGCUUUAAAUCAAACUUCAACUUUUAUUGGAACUUUAAACGAAAUAAACACUAGCAAUAAAAAAAUUGAAGAUGAUAGUAAGUUCAAUGAAUUAGGUUAUGCUGAUUCAUCAAGUUUGUCCAGAGAAGAUGAAGAAGAUGAUGAUGAAAUGUCACCUACAGACUCAACAUAUUCUGAGAUGUUGCCCGAUAGUACUUCUGAACCAAUUGCUGAAGAUGCUAUCGAAGAAAAUAAGAAAGAGUCAGAGAAACUAGAAGAAAAUUUAGAAAAAGAGAGUGAUGUUGAAAAUGAAAAUUUAUUAUCAGAUGAUGAUGAUAAUGACGAUACUAGUCCAACUGAUGAACCAAUCACAACACCAGUUUCAUCAUCUUCAGCUUCUCGAAAAAAGAGAAGUGCAAUCUUUCUAAAUUUCUAAUAUGUUAUGUUUAACACUGUAAAUAAAUUUGCAAUCAUUCA
This is a messenger RNA of Hydra vulgaris (swiftwater hydra), 1262 nucleotides long. RefSeq lists its product as uncharacterized. NCBI's taxonomy places the organism in Eukaryota, Metazoa, Cnidaria, Hydrozoa, Anthoathecata, Hydridae. The record is from RefSeq and is a predicted model, not a curated record.